Pteropus alecto (black flying fox) is the source of this 4489-nucleotide messenger RNA. RefSeq names its product SP110 nuclear body protein (gene SP110). The record is from RefSeq and is a predicted model, not a curated record. Bases 163 to 2376 code for a protein of 737 amino acids. Gene Ontology annotation, molecular function: DNA binding; protein binding; DNA-binding transcription factor activity, RNA polymerase II-specific. NCBI's taxonomy places the organism in Eukaryota, Metazoa, Chordata, Mammalia, Chiroptera, Pteropodidae. The transcript is spliced from 21 exons. Gene Ontology annotation, cellular component: nucleus. Gene Ontology annotation, biological process: regulation of transcription by RNA polymerase II.
CUCGGCCCCUCGCUGCGUGUAGCAAAGCACAGACUUCCUGUUUUGCCCACUGGUAUCUCUCGCCACUCUCCCAGUCUCCCAGGAGCGACCCCCUGGCUGACCCUCUGGCUGACCCCUACUCUGGGGAAGGAGAAGGAGCAGGUAACAAACUCAGCAUUCAGGAUGUUCACCAUGACCCCGGCGUUAGAGAAUGCUCUCCUCCAGCAGUUCAUGUACCAGAAGCUGGAGAUCUCCUACGCCAUACGCAAGCCAUUUCCCUUCUUCGAAGGCCUCCGAGACAAAUCCUUCAUCACUGAGAGAAUGUAUAGGGAAUCUCUGGAAGCCUGUAGAAACCUGGUCCCUGUAUACAGAGUGGUCUACAACAUUCUCUCCCAACUGGAAGACACGUUCAGCCUGUCAUUUCUGCAGCUGUUAUUCAGCCAGAUCAACCUGCGUGAAUACCCCGACCUGAAGAUGAUUUUAAAUAGCUUCUUAAGUGUUGUCAAUUCCUAUGGAGGACGGAGCAAGGCCACCCUGACCCUCCCUGAAGCCCCAGCGAACUCACUAGAAAGAAGCUCCUGCCAGACCCUGCUGUCACUACCCCCACCGCAGCACCCCCCAUCGAGGCAUCUGACCCCUGGGCCCAGAAUCAGUACACCUGGAGCAUCCCCACAGCAUGUAGUGGAGGUCUUGGGCGAGCCAUCCAGCCCUGCUGGCCCUGCCAGAGUUCUUCUCACAGUCACCCAGAAAAAAAGGAUCACUCCAGUGACCAACUUAACAACUCACACAAAUGAUGAAGCAGAUUCACAACAGAUGCCCAGCACUCCCUCUACCGCUAUGCAAAUGAUAAGAAAUGAUUCUCCUGAACCAAACAACGCAAAAGAGCUCCAGGAGGCGUCCAGCACAGCUCCCAACAAGAAAGGGAAGAAAAGAAAAAGAUAUAGCUGGUCAACUCCAAGAAAGAGACACAAGAAAAAAAGUGUUCCAAGAGGAACCGCCUCACCUGGGUACGGAAUCCAAGAGACGCUCCAAGAGGUGAAUCAGGUGACUCAAAAGAAGAACAGCUCAACCAGGAACGUGGAAGUGGUGACAAGGGCCCAAAAGGCAAGGGACGAAUGUGCCCAAACAUCUGGACUUGAGGAGGUCAGUGAUGAUGCUUCAGAAACAAAUGAAGGAAAGACAUCCCAGGAGCCGCCCAGCACACCACCAAGAAUCAUGCAAGAUUCCCUGGAUUGUGGAAGUAAAGUGUCUAUAGGAAAAUCUUCUGGAGAAAAGCAAAAAAAGAGAAAAAAAAAUAGCCGGUCAAGUUCAAAAAGAAGACAGAAAAAAAGCCUCCCAAAAGGAACCGCCUCACCCGAGCACAGAAUCCAAGAGAAACUCCAAGUGGCAGAUCGGGCAACUCAGAGGAAGGACAACUCAACCACGAGCUCACAGAUGGUGACAAGGGCCCAAAAGGCAAAGACCAAAUGCGCCCAAACAUCUGGACUUGAGGAAAAGGAAAGGGAAAUAGAUGUCUGUUCAAGUUCAACAAGAAGUUGUCAGAAAAAUACCCCCCAAAAGAAAAAAAACGAAGAUGAAACCGUGGAUUUUCACUCUCCCGAACUUCCCGUGACCUGUGGCGAGGCAAAAGGGAUCUUGUAUAAGGAGAUGAUGGGAAAAGGAACCUCAGUGAAGUGCAUUGAAAACGAAGAGGGGGUUUGGUUGACUCUAAGAGAAUUUGAAAUCGAAGGGAAGAAGGCGCAUUCAAAGAACUGGAAGCAGAGCGUGCGUUGUGGGGGGCUGCCCCUGGCACAGCUGAUAGAGAAAGGACUUUUGUUCUGUCCUCCACGAAUAAGUCUCAAGAGAGAGAAAACCUCGGGCAACUGUGAGGUGUGCUGUAGAGGGGGACCACUGCUCUGCUGCGACACUUGUCCAAGAGCCUUUCAUAAAAACUGUCACAUCCCGUCUGCGGAGGCCGAGAGGAGCCCGUGGAGCUGCACCUUCUGCAGGAUGAAGGCGUCUUCAAGGAGUCGGCAGCAUCGCAGAAAGUCUGUGGCCCUGGCAAGACGGAUGAGCCCUGAGGAGCAGCUGAAAUGUGAAUUCCUCCUCUUGAAGGCCUACUGCCAUCCACAAGGCUCCUUUUUCGUGGCGACCCCACGUAAUAUGAAAGAUUAUGCUGAGCCCUUUAAGGAAGCCAUGUGGUUGGACCUGAUGAAGGAAAGGCUGGCUGAGAAAGAGUACACGAUGGCGUGGUUCGUACGGGACAUGCGUCUCAUCUUUCUCAACCACAAAAAUUUUUACAAGGCUUCCAACCUCAGUCAGGUAGGACUGGAUUUAGAAGCAAAUUUCGAAAAAGAUCUCAACGAGUUGCUCAUUUUUAAUGAAGCCAAUGAGAACAGUUUCCAGUCUCUUCCUUGACCCCAUUCUGGAAGGAUGGAGGGCCCCCAGCUUCAGGAUACAGACGAUGUGAGGCCAGUGGUCCUUAGAUGGUCAGUGAGUCUGGGAUGUGACUAGCUGUCCUCUGGACUCGAAUCCAGGCCCCUCAUAGCAUCGUCGUAUCCUCCACCUCCCGCGAUUAUUUCUCUACAGCUAGAAAAUUAUACCGCGCACCAAAAAAAAUUGAAUACUUCUUUAAUACCAUAAAUUCCCAUUACAGUUCACAUUUUCUAUUUCUCAUAAAUCUUUUUACAGUAGAUCUGUUUGUAUCAGGAUCCAGACAAAUCCCACACACUGCAUUUGGCUAAUCUGUCUCUUAAGUCUUUUUUAAUCAAGUGUUAUCAGCCCGACCCAUUUAUUAUAUAUCUUCCUUUCUCUUAAUGAUUUUAGCAGCCACUGAUGCUCAUUACCUAAAUCCAUUAUUUCAUUAGGAAUUGUGAAAUGAUAAUUCUAUUAUCCCUUCUAUAUUUAUUAGUCAGAAUUUUUCUGCAAAGAGCUUCCCCUCAACAAUAUUUGGUUAGCUUGAAAUACAAUUUGUACAGGCAAGGCAGGAUACAUGCUGAAUUCUUUAUUUAAAGUGUUCAAAAUAACGAAUUGGUUCCCUAAUAGCUUCUAAAAGUAACCAGGGAAGUUUCAUUUUUUUCUUUAAAGUAUCCUGAACACACAGAUUUAAAUAUAUUUAAUGUGUUCCAAAACAUUGCCGCUAAUAUUUUUAUUGCUGCUCAAAUUGCCCAUCUUCAAUGAGUGAGAGUCUCUUUGAGUUGGCUCCUGAGUUGUUUUGAAAUGACCUUAGCGCUCUUUGAUAGUGUAUUUGCUAUAUAAAAAAUGACCCCAAAGUUUAGUGGCUUAAAAGCACAACCAUUGUAUUGCUCACUCUCCUGUAGUUCAGCAAUUCAGGCAGUGCUCAGUGACGGUGCCUUACAUUUGCUAUGGUUUUGACUAAGCCCACUUAUGUUUGCAUCAUGUCACGUUGGCCACAUACUAUUGCUCCACUCAAGUCACAGGACUAGAUUCAAAAGAAGGGGAAAUAGACUGACUAUAUCUCUUGAUGGGAUGCGUGGUAAAGUCACAUUCAGAAAAGAAUGUUGCUUGUGAAGAAAUGUUGCCACAUCUGCAGACACAUUCCACCAUAGUUCACCCUCUGACGACAGCUAUUUAUAUAACCCACAUGCAAAGGAUAUUUCCCUGAAAGUUUUGCUCAUAGAAGCAUUGGAACAAAGUCCAGGACCUUGUCAUCUAUCAAAUUCAGAUCCCAUAAGGUUCAUUGGAUGCAGUUCCUUAGCUGCACCUCCUCUUAAACCAAAGACCCAUGAACUGAAAAACAAUUAUGUCUCCUCUCAAGUCUCAAAAUUCAAUAAUGAGACAGGGACAGAAUAUCCACUUCCAUUCAAACACAGAGUAAUGAAAAGCACUUAGCAGUCACUGAUCCAUAGCAAUUCUGAAAUCCAAUCAGGCACAUGUUGCCAGUUCCCCCAACCCAGGACUGAGAACAUUGCCUUGAUAAGGGUGGUACGAAUAUGAUUUAUAAAUAUAAUAGAUCUCUAAUUCCCAUCAGAAAACACAGGUUUCUUCCUCGUCUUCCUCUGGUUAAUAUUUGUGUCUCUCCCACAAUAUAUUUACUCACUUGCUCAACUCUAGACUACAACAGCAGUGUCAAAAUUUUUACACUCAUACCACUAUGAAAAAUUCACUAAGUUGAAUUCUAAACCUGUGUGAAAUUUAUUUUUGUUUCUGUUACAUAUCUAAUAUGCCAUUUCAGAGAGUACGUUUUAGGAUUUUGCAUUUGUAUUUAUAAACAAGAUUGGUCUGUGAGUUUUUGUAUAGUGCCAUAGUUAGGUAUAGGGUUAUCUUAGCUUGGUAAUAUAACACAUAGAACAUUCUACCAUUUUAUAUGUUUUUGGAAUAGUAUAGUAUUAUAAAUUAACCAAUUCAUAAAAUUAUAGAGCCUGUAGGGUUCUUUAGGGAAGUAGUAACAGUUUUUAAUUCUUCUAAUACUUACCUGCUAGUUUUCCAAGUGCAUUUUUUUCCAAGUGCAUUUUUAACUUACCUUUUAAAUAUCAGAGCCAAAAAUAAAAUAUCUUUAAUGUGACACAUA